This is a messenger RNA of Microplitis demolitor, 876 nucleotides long. Its product is annotated as oocyte zinc finger protein XlCOF26-like. The record is from RefSeq and is a predicted model, not a curated record. Gene Ontology annotation, biological process: regulation of transcription by RNA polymerase II. The coding region runs from base 1 to 876 and encodes 291 amino acids. NCBI's taxonomy places the organism in Eukaryota, Metazoa, Arthropoda, Insecta, Hymenoptera, Braconidae. The transcript has a single exon. Gene Ontology annotation, molecular function: RNA polymerase II cis-regulatory region sequence-specific DNA binding; DNA-binding transcription factor activity.
AUGACUAAGCUAGUCGAGCAUCUGAAGAAUACUCACGGCAUUGAGAACGCUUUCAACUGCGACGAGUGCGGGAAAUCCUUCAAAAGUCCCAUGAAUAUCGCGCGGCACAAAUUGAUCCACUCGGGGCUUAAAAAAUUCUCUUGCGACGUCUGCGAGUACUCGUGCCACCAGAAGGCCAAUUUAGAAACGCACAAACGGAGACACGCGCAAGAUUAUGCGUUCAAGUGCGGCGUUUGCAAAAAAGGUUUUGUCUCUAAAGCGGAUUUUCUUGAGCACGAAAUUUUGCACACGAACGUAAAGUUUCGAUGCGAGAUCUGCAAUAAAAAUUAUUCUUACAAACGAAAUCUGGAUGCGCACUUGAGGCUCUGUCACUACGAGCUGAGGAAAAUGAAUAAGACGAGUCAGUAUAAUUGUACCGAGUGCAAAGUGGCCUUCGCGACCCUCAGAACGCUGAAGAAUCACCAGCGAAAUCGUCACCGCGUUAAGAAGCGGCAAGAAUAUCUCUGCGACCUCUGCGGCGCAAAAGUAUCCUCGAAAAAAGCUCUCGAUAUUCACACGCGGACGCACACCGGUGAGAGAAACGUCAGUUGCGAUUUAUGCCCGAAAAAAUUCACCACCAAAGAGAACCUUAAAAUUCACAGACGAACUCACACGGGAGAGAAACCGUAUGUGUGCAACGAAUGCGGUAAAGAAUUUGCUCAGAGGUCUCCGCUGGUAAUUCAUUUGCGUUAUCACAACGGCGAGACUCCCUACUGGUGUCCAGAAUGUGGCAGAGGUUUUGUCACCAAUAAUUUUCUACAGAAACAUCGAAAAAAUCACGAUAUCUCGAAAAUUGUCGUCCCGCGCUUCAAAUACGAGCAACCGCUUCAUUCUUAA